AUGCAGUCCGCCACCAAUGUAGACGAUGAAAGAUUGGUUAUGGUGACUUUCGCAGAUGGCUUGCAGAGUAAAUACCCCUACAUAUGGUUGCUCGAUAACUGUCUGUGUUCUAAGUGUUAUAUCCAUUCAGCUAAUCAACGUCGGUUACUGUUCAGUCAGUUAGAUUUUCAGGCAGCUCCUGAAUCAGUGACGAUUACCGCAGAUGGAGCGAAUCUCACCGUUACGUGGUCCAAAGAACAUAGUAGUGACUACACCGCUGACUGGUUACGCACACACCAGUUUGAUUCCUCGAAACCAGACGAGGCUGCAGAGCCACAUCUGAAUAUAUGGGGUGCUGAGAUGGUGAAUACAAUACCCACAUACAACUUUGAAAGUGUCAUGAACGACGACGCCGAGCUAUACAAGUGGCUUAAUUCAUUGAAUACAACAGGCCUGGCAUUGAUUAAGAAUGUACCUCGUAAAGUUGGGCAAAAUGAGCGUAUUGCCAAUCGGGUCUCUUACCUGAGGCCUACAAAUUAUGGGGUCUUUUUCACAGUAAAGAGUAAAAUGGGUGCCAGUAAUGCAGCCUAUACCACAGCCAGACUUGGUCUGCACACUGAUUUGCCAUUCUAUGAUCAUACACCUGGGCAAUGCGACGAUGAGGGCGGGGUGAGCGAGUUCACUGAUGGUUUUAAAGCUGCACUACAGUUGAAAGAAGAAAACCCCAAAGCGUUCAAGAUACUGACGACGAGCUGGCUGGACUUCUUCGAUAUUGGGACUGAUUAUUACCCCUAUAAUUUAACUAGACAAGCUACACCCAUUGGUCUUGGAAGGAAUGGAGAGGUGGAACGUAUCAGGUAUAAUCAGACCUGCCGAUCGACUAUGAUGCGUAUUCCAGUGGAACAGGUUGAGGCAGUCUAUAAAGCAUUGAAGGCUUUCGACGAAAUUCUCCACCAUAAGGACAAUAUCAUACAAUUUAAAAUGGAAUCAGGAGACAUGGUCGCCUUUAAUAAUAUUCGUGUCCUCCAUGGAAGGUCUGCCUUCAAGAUUGGGCAGCAGGGUAGCCGUCAUCUAGAAGGUGGUUACAUUGAUUGGGAUGAAAUCCGUUCUAAGCUGAGAGUUCUAAAAGCAUCCCUAAAGUCGCCUCUUAGUUGGGUAUAA
Molecule: messenger RNA, 1140 nt
Organism: Saccoglossus kowalevskii
Lineage: Eukaryota; Metazoa; Hemichordata; Enteropneusta; Harrimaniidae
Product: gamma-butyrobetaine dioxygenase-like
Biological process (GO): carnitine biosynthetic process
Cellular component (GO): mitochondrion
Molecular function (GO): gamma-butyrobetaine dioxygenase activity
Source: RefSeq, a predicted model, not a curated record